AAAACAGCACUGCACGGGACAGUCUGCAAAAAUAAAGUCACGGGAAGCAUUGUAUUUAAUCUCAGCCGCCGGGUUUCUGUGUGGAUUCCAGCUGGGUUUAUGGAUUACAGCCAAAAUGGAUUAAUACUUCCAUCCUGAGUGCAGGAGGACGCCUCGCCCGAACACUGCUUCCACAUUAGCGCUAUAAUGUAUCCCACGUUCCGGACGUUUUUACUAUCAAACGCUCACUGCUGGGAUGCCGGCAGUGAGAGGUCAUAUCAGGACCUGUUCGAGAGGCUGGAUACCAACAAGGAUGGGAAAGUGGACGUCGCUGAGCUGCGCGCGGGCCUCAAGGCAAUGGGGAUAUUCCGCCAGGGUGCAGCACAGAAAAUUGUGUCAUCUGGUGACCAAAACAAAGAUGGGUGCCUCGACUUCAACGAGUUCUCCAAGUAUCUGAAAGAGCACGAGAAGAAGCUGCGGCUCACGUUCAAGAGUCUGGACAGAAACAACGACGGGCGCAUUGAUGCCUCAGAGAUCCAGCAGUCCCUUGCAGAGCUGGGAAUAGAAAUCAGCAGAGAGAAUGCCCUGAAAAUAUUACAGAGUAUGGACAUUGAUGGCACUAUGAUGGUGGACUGGAACGAGUGGAGAGAACACUUCCUGUUUCACCCUGCACACAACCUGGAAGAGAUCAUCCGCUACUGGAAACACUCUUCGGUGCUGGACUUAGGAGAAAGUCUUGCCAUCCCAGAUGAGUUCACAGAGGAGGAGAAGAGCUCAGGCGGCUGGUGGAAGCAGCUUGUUGCAGGUGCUGUAGCUGGGGCUGUUUCUCGAACUGGUACUGCUCCUCUGGACAGAAUGAAAGUCUUCAUGCAGGUUCAUUCUUCUAAAGCAAACCGAAUAAGUCUGAUCGGGGGCUUCAAGCAGAUGAUUGUAGAAGGGGGUCUAACUUCACUGUGGAGAGGAAAUGGGAUCAACGUUUUAAAGAUUGCACCUGAGACAGCCAUCAAAUUCAUGGCUUACGAGCAAUACAAGAAGUUACUAACUUCAGAAGGACAGAAGAUUGAGACGCACAAGAGGUUCAUGGCGGGCUCCCUUGCUGGAGCCACUGCACAAACAGCCAUAUACCCAAUGGAGGUAUUAAAAACAAGACUGACACUGAGGAAAACUGGCCAGUACUCAGGGAUGUUUGAUUGUGCCAAAAAGGUCUUGAGGAAGGAAGGUGUGAAGGCUUUUUAUAAGGGCUACGUUCCAAACUUAGUGGGCAUUAUUCCCUACGCUGGGAUCGACCUCGCUGUUUAUGAGAGUCUGAAGAAUGCCUGGCUGUCAUACCACACCACAGACUCGGCUAACCCUGGAGUUCUAGUAUUGGUAGGCUGUGGGACCAUCUCUAGCACGUGUGGCCAGCUCGCCAGCUAUCCCCUCGCACUUAUACGCACACGGAUGCAGGCACAAGCAUCCCUGGAUGUGUCGGACCAGCCAUCCAUGAGCAGUUUGUUUAAAAAAAUUGUAGCCAAGGAUGGCUUUUUGGGACUUUACCGAGGCAUCCUACCAAACUUUAUGAAAGUCAUUCCUGCUGUCAGCAUCAGCUACGUGGUUUAUGAGUACAUGAAGACAGGCUUAGGAAUCUCAUAAUGACGCUGCAAGUAAAAAGACAGCAGAGCAUUUAAGUGUAUCUGUCAGACUUCAAAAACAGCUUGAAUAACUCCAAGAAAACAGACAGAUGUCCAACAUACAGGUUAUGACUUCCUUCAACUGGAGAAUGAAAACUGUAUUUAUCACACUGAGGCUUUCCUGUCUUAAACUAAGGCUUUUAUCAUUUGUGCUGAGCAUGCUUUAAGUCAUAACUUUUACAUAUAACACUUCCAGAAAUGUACACACACCAUCCAAACCAUUACUUGACAUAAAGAUAGCAAUGUACAUAAGAAACAAAGAUAUAUUUAUGACCAGUGAAUUUAUCCUGUUGUGAUCAAACCAAAUGGUAGCUCGAUGGGACAUGCUGUUAUGCUUUUUAGUAACAAAGUAAUAUUUUCUUAAAUGGAGAUAGAGCUUAUCAAGUGGGGAAAAACAGCAGGGUUAAUGUUUUCUUUUCAGAAAAAAAGGACACUAUGCCAGUUUAAAUGUUUGAGCCCACAGACUUUAGAUGUAAUUUGACACUCCAUUAAGUUAGAAGCACCUGCUCUGGAGUGACAUCAGCUCCAGACAAACAGAGCUUAGCUCACCACUAAAAAUACUCGACCCUUAGAAAUCAAUAGGUUUUUAACACUGGAAGUUGUGUGCAUGAAGCUGUGAAAUGUGAAUUCACUAAUACCAUGUGUGAACUUUGAUAAUAACUUAUAUGUGCCUUACAGACACUUCAUGUGAACUUUCUGAUUUCAGCAUUUAUGUUUUUACUUACUACAUAUAGAUAAACACUGUAUUUACGUGCUGCAUAUGUGUAUCUGUUUUCAGUAAUGAUAUUUAUGUUUUUGUGAUAGCUGCUGCAUGUUUAAGAAAACAGGAAAAACUGGUCAUUGGACUGAAAUACUUGCAAAUAGCAUGCUUUUGUCAUGUGUCACUUCUUAUUUCAACAGAGACCUCUAACCGCAUACACACAGAUGCAUACAUAUACAUACUCAAACAGAGAGCCUCAACCAAAUGUCAUCGAACAUUUCAUUGCUUGUUCUUGUACAUCCCAAGUGUUGGGAUAUUCUUAUCUUCCAUGUAAGAUGACAAUCAACUGUUUGUCAUUAUUAAAAGUUAAAUUUAUGUGGA
This is a messenger RNA of Cheilinus undulatus (humphead wrasse), 2730 nucleotides long. RefSeq names its product calcium-binding mitochondrial carrier protein SCaMC-1-like. Gene Ontology annotation, biological process: transmembrane transport. Lineage: Eukaryota; Metazoa; Chordata; Actinopteri; Labriformes; Labridae. The record is from RefSeq and is a predicted model, not a curated record. Gene Ontology annotation, molecular function: ATP transmembrane transporter activity; calcium ion binding. The coding region runs from base 187 to 1611 and encodes 474 amino acids. The transcript is spliced from 10 exons. Gene Ontology annotation, cellular component: mitochondrial inner membrane.